Gasterosteus aculeatus aculeatus (three-spined stickleback) is the source of this 2980-nucleotide messenger RNA. It is a transcript of the gene pde12, whose product is annotated as phosphodiesterase 12. Gene Ontology annotation, molecular function: 3'-5'-RNA exonuclease activity. Lineage: Eukaryota; Metazoa; Chordata; Actinopteri; Perciformes; Gasterosteidae. Gene Ontology annotation, biological process: nuclear-transcribed mRNA catabolic process, deadenylation-dependent decay. The record is from RefSeq and is a predicted model, not a curated record. Gene Ontology annotation, cellular component: mitochondrion.
UUCCGGCAGGUGGCGGUACUGCGCACCUAAACUAAUCAACCGACAACACCAAAGAAGAAGACGUUUCACAGAAGAAGAAGCCUUUACUGUUCACGGACUGUUCGCCGUUAACGGACCGACUUUUGUGAAUGUAAAAAAAAUAUCACACGUUAUUUAAAGCGGAUGUUUGUUUCUGUAUUUUGUGUAGUUUUAGAAUUAAGUCGCUCGAGGGUUAAUUAAUCUCUCUACUUUGCCCUUUUCCUCUUCAGGUUAGCUUUGCUGAUUAGCAUGUUGGCUAACAGGUGUAGUUAGCUGACUGGCGCAGUCCCCCAAUCAGGGGACGCGGCCGUCAUUGACGUCGUCGGCACAGUCAAGCGGCUGGAGCUCCCGUGGGUUUUCGCCGUAAAGCGUCCUCCUCCUGCCGCCGGGAGGGCUUCAUGUUCAACCGCCUCCCCGCUGCCCUCGCUCUGCUCCGCCCCGGCCGCCUCCUGCUCGCCUCCUCGCCGCGGUCCCUGACCGGAGCCCGCCGCCCCCUCGGCGCGAUGGAGCCCGCGGCGGUGAGGUGUCUCCCCGGGGAGCCCAAACUCACCAUCUCCUUCCGCCUGGACGGCAGCAACAAGCACAUGCUGCGGGACCAGGACGAGGCGCUGGGGAAGGUCCUGGCCCGCAUCACCAACGGCAUCGCCAAGAGCCAGAAGGCGAAGAAGUCUAAGAAGAACAGCAAGGGGCCGCCGCGCCAGAGCCCGGAGCCCGCCGCGGUGAAGCUGUACUACGAGGGGCAAGAGGUGUCCGACGCGGUGCCGAACUCGGAGGCGUGGCGGGACGGAGCCGUGCUGCAGGUGGGAGACGUUAAAUACGCAAUACGGAGGAACGCCCCCACGUUCACCGCCGCGGAGCUCCCGGUGUCCCUGCUGGCCGAGUUCCCGGUUUGUCCCAAUCUGGAGGUAGAGUUUGGAAACCUGCAGGACUGCGAGUUCAUCUGGUUCCGAGAAACCUCCCCUAACGCAAGCCCUGAAGCUGCCGGAGAACCUCCACGCGGGGACGGCGGUUGGACGGAGGUCGGCCGCGGGAGAGUCCACGUGCCUUCGAACCAGGACGUCGGCCACCGUCUCAAACUGCUCUGCAUCCCCAAAGACGGUGCGCGGGCCGGCUCGACCGAGGAGCUGGUCUCAGCGGGGGCCGUGGAGGCCGGACCGGGCGUGUGCACGUUCGACAACCGGCACGCCUACACCGCCAAAGAGGCGGAGUGGCCGGCGGUGCGGGUGGUGACGUACAACAUCCUGGCCGACGUCUACGCUCAGACGGAACUCUCCAAGACGGUGCUGUACCCUUACUGCGCCCCCUACGCCCUGCAGCUGGACUACCGGCAGAACCUGAUCAAGAAGGAGCUGGCUGGCUACAAGGCGGACAUCCUCUGUCUGCAGGAGGUCGACAAGGGCGUGUUUUCGGACUGUCUGACUCCAGCUCUGGACGCCUUCGGUCUGGACGGUGUUUUUCGGAUCAAGGAGAAGCAGCAUGAAGGACUGGCGAUGUUCUACCGCAGGUCAAAGUUCCAGCUGCUGAGCCGUCAUGACAUCGUGCUGAGGGAGGCUCUGACCUCUGACCCCAUCCAUUCUGCGCUGCUGGAGAGGGUUUCUGCUAACAGCGCUUUGAAGGGCAAGAUACUGCAGAGGGCCACCGUCCUGCAGGUCAGUGUGCUCGAGGACCUGAAGAAAGCAGGCAGGAAGGUCUGCGUGGCCAACACUCAUCUGUACUGGCACCCAAAAGGAGGGAAUGUUCGUUUGGUCCAGAUGGGCGUGGCUCUGCAACACCUGAGUCAUGUGAUCAACGAGCACGCACCUGGAGCCCCCCUGGUCUUUUGCGGGGACUUUAACUCCUCCCCUAACUCGGGUGUGUUCCAGCUGCUCAGUGAGACUGCGAUUCCUCUGCAACACGCAGACUGGAGGAGCUCCGGUCCGGAGGAGUCCAUCAGCAUGGAGCUGCUCUCUGCUUUCCCCCCCUUGCUGAGCGCCUGCGGCCAGCCGGCCUACACAAACUACGUGGGAGGAUUUCACGGCUGCCUGGACUACAUCUUCAUCCAGCCGGACAGCAUGCAGGUGGAGCAGGUGAUUCCUCUGCCCAGCCACCAGGAGGUCACCACCUACGAGGCUCUGCCCAGCGUCGCUCAUCCCUCCGACCACAUCGCUCUGAUCUGUGACCUGCGCUGGAACCCCUGACCUUUUAACUUUUUUUUUUAACUUCAACCUACCUGGACAAAAAAACGGGUCACGAGUUGCUCCUUCUAAUACAUCCUGAACUUUCUUUAAAUUUGAAAUGAAGUGUCAACCUUAAAAGACCGGCACAUUAAGUGGGGAUCCAUAAAAGAUAUUUUAAAUUACAACAUGUCAUUGACUGUUGUGAUGAAGUCCGUAUUGUAUAUUUACAGGACAAUAAUGACAGAAUUUUAAUCACUGAUAUUCAGUGUUGGGGUUGUUAAUGGAGAAAGUGAUGCAUUGUUACAAGUUAUUAUUUCUGUGGGACUCUCCAGUCCAAGCAGUGCAUCAUUUAAGGUUAAUACUUAUUAUUAAUCCCAGUUCAUAUUAACCAACAGCGUUUAUUUGACUCCUGUUGGUUCUUCCUCAUUCUCCACAACAGAUAUUUAAACGCCAUUUAGUUCACAUAGACUUUUAUUUUCUCAAAUACCCAACGACAUGAUUAAUAAAUACAUAUUAAGAUUUUACCAAAGGUAUUUAUUGUUCUUAUUAUUUGGCCAAGCAAUUGGUUCUUUACGUCUUGAAUAAAUUGAUAAAGUUUGAGUCUACAUCGUAAAUACGAUUCUGUUUUAUUUCUAAUAAUAACCGCAGCAUUGGACACGGUGAUAAUGAUCACGGAAGGUGCUUUCACUUCUGUUUGGGUCCUUUCAAACGCAGCUUCCACGUUCCGGUUGUAGAAUUAAAAAAUGUUAUCAAGUUUAAGUUAAUAAAGAUUUUAUGUGGAACCUGUUCACUAACUGAAAAGUAAA